GCCAGAUGCCAUCAGCUACAACUCCGGGAUCAGCGCGUGCGCGAACGGCGAGCAGUGGCAGCAGGCUCUCCCACUGCUCAGCGAGAUGUGGGAGGCGAAGGUGGAGCCAAGUGUCAUCAGCUACAGUUCUGGGAUCAGCGCAUGCGCAAGAGGCGAGCAGUGGCAGCGGGUUCUCUCACUGCCCAGCGAGAUGGGGGAGGCGAAGGUGGAGCCAGAUGCCAUCAGCUAUAGCUCUGGGAUCAGCGCGUGCGCGAAAGACGAGCAGCGGCAGCGGGCUCUAUCACUGCUCAGCGGGAUGCGGAAAGUGAGAUCGGAGCCGAAUGUCAUCAGCUACAGCUCUGGGAUCAGCCGCGUGCACGAACGGCGAGCAGUGGCAGCGGGCUCUCUCGCUGCCCAGCGAGAUGAGGGAGGCGAAGGUGGCGCCAAGUGUCAUCAGCUACAAUGCUGGGAUCAGCGCGGGCGAGAAGAGGGGGCAGUGGCAACAGGCAUUCGUGCUGCUCAGCGCGAUGCUGGACGCGAAGCUGGGACCCGACGUCGUGGGUUACGGCAGGCGGGCAGGGCCGGCGGGCGCUGCGGCCGCGGGCCGCCGGGCUGGGGCAGCUCUGGCGGCCUUCGCGGGCGGCCUUGCCCGGGCACGGAGCGGAGCCGGCCGGGCCAGGGCCUCGAGCGCUCCCGCGGCUCCGAGGCCGAGGCACGCAGGGCGGCUCGGCCGGGCGGGCGGCGGGCGGCGGCGGCUGGCGGCGCGAAGACCGCGCGGUGGCUGGCGGGCCCGCCGGGCCGCCUAAGGCGACCGCGGGCGUCGGCAGCCCAGCCAGGGGGCCAGCCGGAGGGAGCCAGGUGCAGCGGCCCCUUUCGCUGCGGACUCGGCCAGGGACUGGGACUGGGACUGGGAGAGGG
Messenger RNA from Prorocentrum cordatum, 897 nucleotides. The record is from the annotation of a GenBank genome assembly. NCBI's taxonomy places the organism in Eukaryota, Dinophyceae, Prorocentrales, Prorocentraceae.